Messenger RNA from Rubroshorea leprosula, 2440 nucleotides. Lineage: Eukaryota; Viridiplantae; Streptophyta; Magnoliopsida; Malvales; Dipterocarpaceae. The record is from the annotation of a GenBank genome assembly.
AUCCUUUUUCUUUGUCGCCUUUCACAGGCAGGAAUAAUUUUCUUCAUAACAUCAUCACAUUAGUUACACUAUUUUUGAUUUUGUGGGACAACAUUAGAUACAAAGAGAGUAUGCUGCAGCAGAAAUCCAGCAAAGCAUGGCUAGCGAAUGGAAAUGCAAACACGAAAUUUUUCCACAAUUGUGUGAAGGGGAGAUGGAAGAGGAAUGAAAUGAAUAGCAUUCAUGUAAAGGGAGUUCAGAUUACAGAGGCUAAUAAAUUGAAAGAAGAAAUUGCCACCUUUUUUGAGGAAACAUUCACGGAGGAGCAAUGGAUGAGACCAUCUUUGGAAGCACUCCAAUUCAAACAAACUUCCCUAGCAGAUAAUGACUUCCUCACUGCAUCUUUCACUGAAGAAGAGAUCAAGACAGUUGUUUGGGACUGUGAAAGUUCAAAAGUGCCGGGACCUGAUGGCUUCAAUUUUAAAUUCAUCAAGAGUGAAUGGGAGACAAUCAAAGGGGAUGCUAUUGAAGUUCUACAUGAAUUUCAGAAGAAUGGCAAACUUGUGAAGGCUCUAAAUACGUCAUUCAUAGUUUUUGUGCCAAAAGUUGAGAAUCCACAGAAAAUAGAAGAGUAUAGACCAAUUUCGUUGAUCGGGGGAAUGUACAAAAUCCUUGCAAAGUUACUUGCUAACCAACUUAAGAAGGUGUUGGCUGGAAAAGUUGGUGAACAGCAAAUGGCAUUUUUAAGCGGUUGGCAAUUAAUGGAUGGGGUUGUAAUAGCAAAUGAGGUCAUUGAUGAAGUAAAAAAGAAGAAGAAGGAUGCAUUUUUGUUUAAGAUUGACUUUGAGAAAGCUUAUGACAAGGUUAGUCGGAGAUUUCUUGAAUUUAUGUUGCAAAAGACGGGUUUUUCAAAUACUUGGAGAAAAUGGAUUAUGGAGUGCUUAAGUUCAAGCAUGGUGUCGGUUUUGGUCAAUGGCAGCCCUACAAGACAAUUCACUAUCUCCAGAGGUCUUCAGCAAGGGGAUCCACUAUCCCCAUUGUUAUUUUUGAUUAUUGCAGAAGGGAUUAAUGGGUUGGUUUUGAAUGUAGUGGACAAAGGUCUACUUGAAGGUGUAGAAGUGGGAGAUAAAGGUUUCAAGGUCACACAUCUCCAAUAUGCAGAUGACACAUUGCUGUUCGGCACAGUUACCGAUGAAAAUGUAUGGGCUAUGAAGAGCAUUUUGAGGACAUUCGAGCUGGUAUCGGGGCUAAAGAUAAAUUUUAACAAAAGUCAGCUCAUUGGCAUCGAAGGCGUGACCAAAAAACUAUCCACAUGGAAAGGGAGAUACUUAUCUCUAGGAGGAAGGAUCACUCUCAUUAACUCAGUGCUAUUCAGUCUACCCGUGUUUUGGAUGUCCGUGAACAUGAUCCCGAAAGAAAUAUGGCAGGGAUGGGAACCAAGAUAUAAUUGGUUGAGGGAGGGUAAUGGUUUCGAAUCAAGAUGGUGGAGGGAUAUUUGUAGGCUGAAUGUCACAGAUAAGGAGAAUGAGGGUUGGUUAGCAAAGGGGCUGAGAAUUAAAAUAGGAGAAGGGGAUAGUGUAAAAUUCUGGUGGGAUGAUUGGUGUGGGAGAGGAAUAUUGGCUAACAAAUACCCAAGACUUUACUUAAUAUCUGUAGGUAAAGAUAAUACAGUUUCACAGAUGGGAUGGUGGCUCAAUGGCAUCUGGAUAUGGAAAUUGCAGUGGAGGAAAAGGUUAUAUAGCUGGGAAGUCCAAGAAGAAGCAGAGAUCUUGAAGGAAAUUCAGGAAACAACAAUCACAAGAGGAAAAACUGAUGUAUGGGAGUGGAUACAUAGCAACAAUGGGGUAUACACAACAAGGUCUGCUUACAAGGCACUCACAAUGGAGCUCAAGCGGGAACAACUGGGAGUGACCCUUCAAAAAGUAUGGAAUGCAAUGGUCCCAAAUAAGGUUUCAGCAUUUUCAUGGCAACUUCUACAGGAUAAAAUCCCUACAAAGGCAAAUCUUCUCAAAAGAGGUAUAAUUCAAAACAUGGAGGAUUGCAAAUGUGAAUUUUGCGGGCACCAAAUAGAGGAAACCAGCCACAUAUUCACGCACUACAAAGUGGCAUAUUACCUGUGGAAUGCUUGCUUCAGGUGGUGGGGAUUUAGAACAGCGCUGGACAAAGAAGGGUUUUGGUUGGCAAGAAAUGAUAGCAUAUUUAAGGAAAAGAAGUUGACAAAUGCAGGACCCGGUAUCUUGCUUAAGAGGUGUUGCAGCAAGGAAAAGGCAAAUAGGGUGACAAUACCAGAGUAAGCAACUGAUUUCAUAGGAAGGGGCACUCGAUUAUUUCUAAGGCUAUAUGUAUUUUGGGGGAAUUAGUUGCUGAAUGAGCACAUAUAUCCCUGUAAAAGGUUUGGAGUACACCCAACACUCCUAUAAUGGAAAAUUGUCUUUGCUUUUCAAAAAAGAAAAAGAAAAAA